AUGUUGCAACUUGAGCCUAUUGCUGAUGUGGCUAUAGCCAACGAUACGGGUCGGAAUCUUAGUUACUCAUUAUCUGAUCAAUCUCAGAAGCACACAGAAUGGCUGCAGGAUCAGUCUAAGAAUCCAGAAAAGCAACAACUUCCUGGAAUAUCAACUGCAAAGCAUCAAUCCCUUAAGAACGGGAAGAACCCUAAACGAUCGCUCAUACAGGGGCUUUAUUCGAGCAAUGUGAUGGCGAAGAUAUGGGGAGUAGCAGCGCCGGCUUUGUUCAAAUCGGAACCACCUACUUUGUACCCCGAGUAUACCAAACCAGGUGGUACACGAUACGUAUUUCGGGAGCUCGAUUUCUGGACGUCGGGGUUUUUCCCCGGCAGUCUAUACUUACUCCUUGAGAGAGAACGACGCUUCAAGCGAGAGCUUGUUAUGUUGCGAGAAUCAUCAAUGCCUUCUAUUACACCCCAUCACAUGCAUCUCGAAUUCGCCUGCAAGUGGUGGACCACCAACCUCCAUCAGAACUCGACGCUUGCCUCUACGCAUGAUCUUGGCUUCAUGGUCUUCCCUUGGGCAAAGCUUGCCUGGACACUUGAUCACGAUAUACUUGCGCGGGAUACUAUUAUACGAGCAUCGAAAAUGUUGGCAUCGCGAUACGUGCCAGCAGCUGGCGCCAUACGAUCUUGGGACACGUGCACGACGCUGCGGUAUUCGUUCACGGAUCCGGCAAAGGACUUUCUCUUCAUCAUUGAUAACAUGAUGAACUUGGACAUGCUCUUCUGGGCGGCCUCCGAGACAGGGGACCAAGAGAUGCACCAAAUCGCCGUGAACCACGCGAAGAAAACGCAAGCAUGCCAUAUCAGGGCCGAUCAUUCCACAACGCAUCUCGUGGUCCUUGAUCCGAAUACUGGCCAUAUAAAAUCUCGAUUGACCAACCAAGGGUACUCUGACACAUCGUCAUGGGCGCGUGGCCAGGCGUGGGCCAUUGCAGGCUUCGCGCAAACAUACAAUUGGACUCGAGAUGUAUCCUUUCUCGAGACUGCCCUGGCAUGUGCAGACUACUUUCUUAGUAAGUUGCCCGCCAACGGCGUACCGCCUUGGGACUUUUGCGCCCCGACGGAUUCCGAGCAGCCCCCUGACACGAGUGCGGCGGUGAUUGCUGCGUACGGAAUGCUUCUCAUUCACGAGGCACUUGCAGGGCAAGGAGGGCAGUCGACCUAUCUUGAGAGUGCGAUUAGAAUAGUCAAGGCAGUCUGCUCGAAGCACAUGAUGCCGGAGAGUUGCUUCACAACGGCGACAUCUACCCUGGAUACUGUAGAGCAGGAUACACACAAUGUACAGACGGAGUUGACGGUGCGCCAGGAUGAUACUACUCCACAGACUAUUCUCGGAGGAGCUACGAUCAACAACUAUGAAUUUGCUCCAAGGCGUUGGGCUAAUCAUGGUCUCGUAUACGCCGAUUAUUAUUUCUUGCUGUUUGGGAACAAGCUGUUAGAGAUGCAGGCAACAACGUCUCUAUCUGACAUACUCAUAUAG
Molecule: messenger RNA, 1527 nt
Organism: Trichoderma virens Gv29-8
Lineage: Eukaryota; Fungi; Ascomycota; Sordariomycetes; Hypocreales; Hypocreaceae
Product: glycoside hydrolase family 88 protein
Exons: 5
Coding region: 1-1527 (508 amino acids)
Biological process (GO): polysaccharide catabolic process
Molecular function (GO): chondroitin hydrolase activity
Source: RefSeq, a predicted model, not a curated record